Messenger RNA from Zingiber officinale, 1301 nucleotides. Its product is annotated as expansin-A4-like. The transcript is spliced from 3 exons. The record is from RefSeq and is a predicted model, not a curated record. Gene Ontology annotation, cellular component: extracellular region. The coding region runs from base 217 to 987 and encodes 256 amino acids. Gene Ontology annotation, biological process: plant-type cell wall organization. Lineage: Eukaryota; Viridiplantae; Streptophyta; Magnoliopsida; Zingiberales; Zingiberaceae.
CGUUCCGUUCGUUUUCUUCCUGCCCUCGCCUCUCGGCGCUCUCGCUACACGACGAUAUGCACAGCAUAACUUUAACUUUGUGCGCAUUAAAUUUCUCCUCUGCCAUUGUUGUUUCUCACUCUUCACUGCUACUUACCUCGCUCGCUUGCUUGCUUUAAGUACUCCACCUUCCUCCCCACUACCUCACCAUUCCUCAUUCAAUUCUCCCUGCUUCUCAUGGCAAUGGCUGCAGUGCUACUCGCUCUGGUGAUCGCGUGCUCCGUUCUCCUCGCCGACGCUCGCAUCCCAGGCGUAUACUCCGGCGGCCCCUGGCAGACCGCCCACGCGACCUUCUACGGAGGUAGCGAUGCCUCCGGGACCAUGGGAGGGGCGUGUGGGUACGGGAACUUGUACAGCGAGGGGUACGGGGUGGAGACGACGGCGCUGAGCACGGCGCUGUUCAACUCCGGGCAGAGCUGCGGGGCGUGCUUUGAGAUCCGGUGCGCGGACGACCCGCGGUCGUGCAAGGGCGGCAGCAUCGUCAUCACGGCCACCAACUUCUGCCCGCCCAAUUACGCCCUGCCCUCCGACAAUGGUGGCUGGUGCAACCCGCCUCGCCCUCACUUCGACCUCGCCAUGCCCAUGUUCCUCAAGAUCGCCGAGUACCGCGCCGGUAUUGUUCCCGUCUCCUACCGCCGGGUACCGUGCCGGAAGACCAGUGGGAUCCGCUUCACCGUCAACGGUCAUAUGUACUUCAACCUGGUGCUGAUCACCAACGUGGCCGGCGCCGGCGACAUCGUCCGCGCCAGCGUGAAAGGGUCCCGCACCGGAUGGAUGCCCAUGUCACGCAACUGGGGCCAGAACUGGCAGUCCAACGCCGACUUGGUCGGCCAGGCUCUCUCAUUCCGCGUCACCAGCAGCGACCGACGCACCUCCACCUCCUGGAACAUCGCCUCAGCCAACUGGCAGUUCGGCCAGACUUUCACCGGCAAGAACUUUAGAGUCUAGUCUAGUCUAGUCUUUCUGCGCCAAUUCGCCGAACACCUUGAUUACAUCCGUCUUGGUGCUGCUACAACUUUGCCUCUCCACAUAUGGUGUCUUAAUUUUACUCGCCCGGCGCCAAUUCCUCUGUCUAAGAAGAAGACAAGAGCUAAGAAUAUGCUAUAUUUUAGUUGGGCCCCAAAAAUAAGGUCUGUAACUACUCCCGGUGGUGGUGGUAGUUACGGCAAAGCCGCAACAUGCAGCUGAAGUGGCUGCAGAUCAAAAUGGUUCAUGUAGCCCGCAGCUGCUAGCUUAAUAUAUAUAUCAUUGUCUUACUGUCA